Ceratitis capitata (Mediterranean fruit fly) is the source of this 1216-nucleotide messenger RNA. Its product is annotated as elongation of very long chain fatty acids protein 4. Gene Ontology annotation, cellular component: endoplasmic reticulum membrane. Gene Ontology annotation, molecular function: fatty acid elongase activity. Gene Ontology annotation, biological process: very long-chain fatty acid biosynthetic process; fatty acid elongation, polyunsaturated fatty acid; fatty acid elongation, saturated fatty acid. Lineage: Eukaryota; Metazoa; Arthropoda; Insecta; Diptera; Tephritidae. The record is from RefSeq and is a predicted model, not a curated record. Bases 345 to 1112 code for a protein of 255 amino acids. The transcript is spliced from 5 exons.
AAUUUUAUUCAGUAUUCCGAUUUACAAAAUGUGCGCACACCGCCAGCUUUGCACCGUCCCUAGGCAAAUUCUUGCUUCAGCUUUUCGAAGCGCUCCCCAUUCUCGUUUCGAUUUCACCGCUUAGUGGCGGUGACACUUCAGCGCGUAUUGUGCCUUUCGUGCGUUUUAUAGGUUUUUUGGUAGAAGUUAAGCAAAGUUUUUGUAGUCAGUAAAAUUGGCAAGGAUUUGGCUCAGGACGCUUGCAAGUGCCACUAAUUGCUGCAUAUAUUUUUUUAACAGUAUUUUUGCAUUUGAACUUUGGUGUUGUGUUUGCAGAAGACAAAAAAAAAUAUCAAAAAAGAAAAAUGGAUUACAGCCGUACUUCGCAUGAACUCAAGGAGUGGUUUGGAUUGCAAUCACCUCACUUUAUAUUCGCUGUGAUAAUUGCAUAUCUCAUACUAAUCUAUAAAAUAGUACCGAGCUACAUGAAAAAUCGCGCAGCCUAUCAGUUAAAAACAUACAUUGUUCUCUACAAUACGGCACAAGUACUCUCCUGCCUUUACAUUAUCAAUGAGAUUUUCCACAUAACGUCGACAAAAAUAUUUUAUUUUUGGGAAUGCUCUAUGUUCGAUUCGAAUACACAUGCUGAGUAUCUCUUCAAUCGCGUUACAUACUUCACAUUCUGGCUUAAGAUUAGCGAACUAUCGGAGACGGUUGUAUUCGUGCUGCGUAAGAAACAGAAUCAGGUGUCUCCAUUGCAUGUGUUUCAUCAUUGUUCGACCAUUACAUUGGUAUAUGUGUUGCUUGUGAAUUACAGAGGUGGCUCGGCUCUAUAUCCGUUGUUGCUCAACAGCUCUGUGCAUGUGAUUAUGUAUACAUAUUACUUGGGUGCAGCUGUGUGCGAUGAGCAAAUUCUAAAGCGUUUAACGCCAGUAAAGAAAUCAAUUACCACUAUUCAAAUGAUACAAUUCGUUCUGAUCCUUGUGCAAGCCUUCGUUAUGACAAAGCGCUGCACUGUAGCGCCAAUGGUGAUGGCGUACUAUGCUUUCGUUAUACUUGUAAUAUUCUAUGGCUUUUACGACUUUUACAAGAAGGCAUAUAGAGUUGGCAGUAAGAAAGCUAAAGUUUUAUAGUAUUGAUUUGCACAGACCAUUAUCGGCGGAUUAUUUGUAUUUAAUGGAAAACUUUAAGAUAACAUGAAAAAUUGUAAAAGCUAUACAUACAUAUAUAGCACAAA